This is a messenger RNA of Folsomia candida, 642 nucleotides long. Its product is annotated as endocuticle structural glycoprotein ABD-4. The record is from RefSeq and is a predicted model, not a curated record. Lineage: Eukaryota; Metazoa; Arthropoda; Collembola; Entomobryomorpha; Isotomidae. Gene Ontology annotation, molecular function: structural constituent of chitin-based larval cuticle. The transcript has 4 exons. Gene Ontology annotation, cellular component: chitin-based extracellular matrix. Bases 89 to 550 code for a protein of 153 amino acids.
ACUCAAGAAUCAUUUGUCAGUCUAUCGUCAAAUUUCAAAGUGAUAACUUCAUUCAUCGACGAUCCCAAAGCUGAAAAAUAUAUCACGCAUGAUGCAACGACUUUUGUUUUUGACCGUUGCCUCUGUCUGUCUUGCGGGAUUCGUGUCUUGCAAGCCCCAAAGUGGUUACAAUAGCCGGCAAGAUGAGCGUUACGCACACAUUUUGCGGUACGACAAUAUCAAUCAUGGGGAUGGCACGUAUUCCUACAAUUACGAAACUAGCAAUGGAAUCAAGGCAGAGGAGAAUGGGUACUUGAAGGGACGCGGAACAAACAAUGAGAUUCAGACUGUGCAAGGCUCCUACCAAUAUUAUUCUCCAGAGGGUGAACUUAUCCGAGUCGUGUAUACAGCUGAUGAAAAUGGGUUCAACCCCAGUGGAGAUCAUCUUCCUACUCCCCCACCAAUUCCUCCAGCAAUCCAAAAAUCUCUGGACAUCAUUUACGCCAACGUAGCUAAACAGCAGCAACAAGGGCACUACAACAGGCCAAACAAUAACCAAAGACCAUAUUAAAACAUUACUCUCUGACCAAAUCAAUAUUUCUUGUAUUAAUAAAACUGUUUUUAUGAGUACCGUGCAAAUAAAUUAUUUCGAUAAGCGCACUA